UUCUUUUUUAUGGGAUAUGUAGAUUUAGAGCUUAUGUUCUCUAUUUUCAAAUUUGCAGGAAAGACUGAAAGCAAUGGCUGAACUUGAAAGAGAAAUUGAAGGACUCUCCGAAAGGAAGAGACGUGCAUAUCAUAGGUAUAUGGACAAGCUGAAUGGAAAGAAAAAGAAAAAGAAGCAGCAAGUUCAAGAAAAAAAUGAUGGAAAGGAUGAAAACCCUGCAGCAAUGAAUAGCAAGAAUGACAGUGAGGAGAUAUCAGUAGAAGAGUAUUUUAAGAAUGCACGAGAAAAAAUUAAAAUGCUCAAAACAGCUAUGGAAGAUGAUUUCCUUGAUGAUUUUGAUGACCUUGGGAUAGAGGAUGAUGAUGAUUUUGAUGACACUGAUAGUGAAUAUGGGGAUUAAUGAUAAUAAUAUUAUGUUACAUAUUCUAGUUGUAGACUUUUUUAUCAUUGUAUAUUAUCUUGAGAGCCUUGCACAUUUAUUAUUUUUUUUUUUUUUGUCAAUUCAUUGUUAGUAAGUAUUCCAUCUUGACUCCAGUCUGAAUUGCAGUCUCUCAGUCACUCUCAAAAAUAAACAGGUGGAACUCACUUAUUGCAUUGAAAGGAAGAAAAUAAAAACUUGGUAUAGAAA
Penaeus vannamei (Pacific white shrimp) is the source of this 628-nucleotide messenger RNA. The record is from RefSeq and is a predicted model, not a curated record. NCBI's taxonomy places the organism in Eukaryota, Metazoa, Arthropoda, Malacostraca, Decapoda, Penaeidae.